Molecule: messenger RNA, 2541 nt
Organism: Raphanus sativus (radish)
Lineage: Eukaryota; Viridiplantae; Streptophyta; Magnoliopsida; Brassicales; Brassicaceae
Product: receptor-like protein 1
Exons: 3
Coding region: 1-2541 (846 amino acids)
Molecular function (GO): protein binding
Source: RefSeq, a predicted model, not a curated record
AUGAUAAUGAGAACACAUGAGAGAAACUGGUGGUGGGUUAAGGAGAAGAAGCAGAUGGCUUUGGUGUUGUUCAUGAUAGUAACAUUGAUGCUUCAACUCCAGAUGAAAGGAUGUGUAGGUUGUCUGGAAACUGAGCGGAUGGGUCUGUUGCAACUCAAGUCCUAUCUCAAGAAUGGUUUUGAAGUAGAAGAAGAAAGCAUGAUGAAAUCAUGGAGUCAUGAUGAUCCUAGCAGUGAUUGCUGCCACUGGGAAAGGGUAAAGUGUAGUGACGCUACCGGUGGCCACGUAGUCCACCUCUCGCUUAAUGGACUCAUACCCAACAAUGAGUUAGAAAACCAGUCUCUUAAUCUGUCUUUGCUCCAUAGCUUCCCUCGACUCCAAAGUCUUGACCUUUCAUACAAUAAGUUCAGUGACUUGUUUGUUCCCAUCAAUGGUGCACUGAUUCCUUCAUCUUUACACGUACUGGAUCUUGCAAACAAUCAAUUAUCAUCGACCCCAAAAGGCUACUUAGAGAUUUGCGCAUUACUGAAUCUUCAAGAGCUGGAUUUAAGCUCCAAUGCUUUGACAAAUACUCCUAAUUGUCUGGCUAACUUAACCCGUCUUCGAACUCUUGAUCUAUCCGAAAACCAAAUGAGUGGAGACUUGUCUUCCUUUGUAUCUGCUCUACCAUCAACACUUGAGUACUUGUCCCUUUUUGAGAAUAACUUCAACGGGUCGUUCUCGUUCAGUUCACUGGCCAAUCACACAAGACUCACAGUAUUCAAGCUAUCAUCGAAACUUGGUACGAUCCAAGCUCAGGGUGAAAGCUCCUGGCUUCCACCGUUUCAGUUGAAGAUACUAAAGCUAAAUAAACUCAAUACUGGCAGCGCAAUCCCUAGCUUUCUUGCUCAUCAACAUGACUUACGCUCCAUUCAUAUUACUUAUAGCCAGUUGAAAGGAGCAUUUCCGGGCUGGCUUGUGCAGAAUAAUACAAGGCUGGAGGAUAUUAGAUUAAACAACAAUUUGUUGUCAGAGUUUCGACUACCUUCAGGGCUUGUUCAUGGCGGGCUACAAGCUCUUGAUAUCUCGAGUAACAGGAUAUAUCAUCAUUCACUUCCAGAAGACAUUGGGAUUGUUUUUCCACAUCUCAAGUUUAUGAACUUUUCUUCAAAUCAUAAUCGUGGAACCAUUCCAUCUUCUAUGGGCGAGAUGAAAAGUCUACAACACUUGGACAUGUCCUCUAACCGUCUAUAUGGGCAGCUACCCAAAACGUUUUUACGUGGCUGCUACUCGCUACUGAUCCUGAGGCUCUCCAAUAACCGACUCCAGGGGAAAGUAUUCCCGAGACAUGCAAAUCUUACUAGUCUACAAUGGUUGUUGCUUGAUGGAAACAAUUUUAAUGGGAGUCUCGAGAAAGGUUUGUUGAACUCAAAGUAUCUAGCUCUGUUGGACAUAUCAGAUAAUAGCUUUUCCGGCACACUUCCAUAUUGGAUAGGUAAAUUCUCAUGCCUAUCCCAUCUAUACAUGAGGGGAAACAAGCUAAAAGGUCAGGUGCCUCAUCAACUACAAAAUCUACAGCUUGUGGUUUUAGACAUGUCAAACAACAGCUUUUCUGGUUCCAUUCCAAGGAAUCUUAAUGUUAAAUAUCUCAGAGAAUUAAGGCUACAUAGCAAUCAGUUUAUGGGCUCAGUUCCGAGCUAUUUAUUCAAGGCUAAGGUAUUACAGGUGCUCGAUCUGCGGCACAACAGUCUUUCUGGAACGAUCCUGAAUACUACUAUCGGAAAUACAUCUGACAUACGUGCUCUUCUUCUACAGAAUAAUAGCUUUCAGACUCAUAUCCCUGAGAAAAUAUGUCAGCUAAGUAUUGUUAGCCUCUUGGACUUAUCUCACAACAAAUUCAAAGGUGCCAUACCCUCAUGUUUUGGUAAAAUGUCUUUUGGUGCCCAAACCUACGACAGUAUAUUCAGGAUAUAUGGUUACGUAGUAGGGUUCCCGUUCGUCCAAAGUAGGAGCUAUACAUCAGCUCUUGACCUUCUUGAUAUCGAAGUAGGUGUUGAAGUUCAGUCAAAAGAAACUACAGUUAAUUUUCUAUCGAAAAGCAGAUAUGAAACAUAUCAAGGUGAUAUUCUUGGCUAUAUGAAUGGUCUGGAUUUGUCAAGCAACCAAUUAUCCGGUGAGAUUCCAGUUGAAGUUUGGGAUCUUCAGAACAUAAGAUCCCUGAAUUUUUCGAGCAACCACCUCAUCGGCUCCAUACCAGAUAGCAUUUCAAAUCUGAAGAAUUUGGAGAGUCUGGAUUUAUCUAACAAUAAGCUACAUGGAAACAUCCCUCCUCAGCUAGCCGAUCUCGACAGUUUGGGAUACUUCAAUGUCUCAUAUAACAAUCUAUCUGGUGAAAUCCCUUUCAAAGCCCAUCUUAUGACCUUUGAAGCAACAAGUUACAGAGGCAAUCCUCAUCUCUGUGGACUUCCUACUAGAGCUGUCAAAUGGGAAAGCCCAUGUCCAUUAGCCCAUAUCCGUUUGUCCAUUUAUAGUUUGUGGACAGAGAGUGACCAUGUCCAUUAA